Molecule: messenger RNA, 5449 nt
Organism: Nezara viridula (southern green stink bug)
Lineage: Eukaryota; Metazoa; Arthropoda; Insecta; Hemiptera; Pentatomidae
Source: the annotation of a GenBank genome assembly
ACUAACGUUUCAACUUAUGUUACUUUUUCCAGUGAGGCGUGUACCACCGCAGUUCUCGAUUCCUCCUCCCCCGAUGCUGGAGGUGACGCUGGGGGCUGACUUGAACCUGACCUGCGUGGCGGUGGGGUCGCCGAUGCCCUACGUCAAGUGGAGGCGAGAGCCGGCUCAAGACCUCACCCCGGACGAUAAGCUACCCAUCGGGAGGAACGUCCUCGUCCUCAAGAACAUCAGGGAGAGCGCCAACUACACCUGCAUAGCUUCCACCGCGCUCGGCAUCAUCGAAGCGGCAACUCUAGUCAAAGUCCAAUCUCUCCCAAGCGUUCCGACGAACGUCCAGUUCUCCGAUGUGACAGCUACAACGGUUCGGCUCUCCUGGUCCUACCCGGCCAAAGAAGACUUCCAGUACUUCGUGAUCCAGUACAAACCCAAGUUCGCCAAUCAGGCCUAUUCGGAGAUCAGCGGCAUCAUCACGAUGUACUAUACAGUGCGAGGACUCAGCCCUUACACGGAGUAUGAGUUCUACGUCAUAGCGGUCAACAACCUUGGUCGAGGACCAGCCUCCACGCCAACGAUUGUUCCAACCGGGGAGACAGAACCUGGAACUGCACCAAGAAACGUACAAGUGAGACCUCUAAGUUCUAGCACGAUGGUAAUCCAGUGGGAUGAGCCUGAAACACCAAAUGGCCAAAUUACUGGAUAUAAAGUGUAUUAUACAAUGAAUUCUCAACUUCCUAUGAACUCUUGGAAUUCAAGAAUGGUCGAUAACAAUCAGUUGACGACCAUCAGUGAACUAACUCCUCACACAAUUUACACAAUCAGAGUUCAGGCUUUCACUAGUGUUGGGCCAGGACCGCUGUCUGCCCCUGUUCUUGUCAAGACUCAGCAAGGAGUGCCAAGCCAGCCGGGAAAUUUCCAUGCAACUGAUAUCGGUGAAACAUCCGUUACACUUGCAUGGGUCAAGCCUACACACUCCGGUGAAAAUAUAGUAAGCUAUGAGCUCUAUUGGAAUGAUACUUAUGCAAAGGAGCGUAACCACCGGAGGAUCCCUAUAGCAGAAACCUAUACCCUGACGAAUCUUUACCCAAACACUCUUUAUUAUAUAUGGCUCGCAGCUCGGUCACAGCGAGGAGAAGGAGCAACGACACCUCCGAUUCAUGUUCGCACAAAACAAUAUGUUCCGGGAGCACCCCCGCAGAAUGUGACUGGGGAAGCAGUCUCCCCAACAUCUAUAAGAGUAAGCUGGGAUCCACCACCUGUUGAGAGGAGCAACGGAAGGAUCGUCUACUACAGGCUUCAGUACGUCGAGGCAGGUCGCUCAGAUUCAGAGGCAACAACCAUCAAGCUGAAUGCGACAUCUUUCGUCCUAGAUGAGCUGAAGAAGUGGACCGAGUAUCGGAUCUGGGUUCUUGCAGGCACAUCUGUUGGAGAUGGGCCUCCUUCAUACCCCAUCACCGUCAGAACUAAUGAAGACGUACCUGGACAUCCUCAAGAUGUGAAAGUCACUGCUAUUAAUUCAACAGCAAUUUUUGUUUCUUGGAAGCCUCCUGCUGAAAAAAAUAGAAAUGGUGUAAUACGUGGCUAUCACAUUCAUGUUCAAGAAACCAAGGAGGAUGGGAAGAGUGUAGUGAACCUGAAUGAACCAAUGAGAUUUGAUGUUUUGGAUGGUGCUGCAUUGCAGUUGAACAUAUCAGGCCUUCAGCCAGACACUAAGUACAAUGUUCAAGUUGCUGCCCUUACCAGGAAGGGUGAUGGUGACAGGAGCGAGCCAGUUUCUAUUCGCACACCUGGUGGUGUUCCUAAUCGUCCAACAGUCACAAUUAAGGUUGUGAAUCAAGAUCCAGAAGUAUCCGCUGAACUAGAAUGGUCGAGACCAACACAGACGUAUGGCGAUCUCCUUGGAUAUCGCCUUAGAUAUGGUGUAAAAGACACUCAUCUGAAGGAAUUCCUACUCCAAGUAACUUCACAUAAGAUCAAUAAUCUAGAGCGAGGUGUGGAGUAUGAGUUUAGAGUGGCUGGACAGAAUCACAUAGGUUUUGGCCAAGAAGCAAUUAAAUAUCUUAUGACCCCUGAGGGACCUCCGACAGGGUUUCCAACGAAUGUGACAUUUAAAUUUCAAACACCUGAUGUAGUUUGCAUUACUUGGGAUCCACCUACAAGAGAACAGAGAAACGGACAGAUAGUUCGUUAUGAUGUCCAGUUUGGUAAAAAGAAUGAUCAGACUACAACAGUUGAAAGGAACACUACUAAAACUAAGGCUGUUUUUUCAAAUCUUGAAGAAGCCUCAGAUUAUAUUUUUCGAGUGCGUGCACAUACAAAGUCUGGAGCAGGACCAUGGUCGCACAGUGUGACGAUCACAACUGAAAGGGACAUCGUCAGAGCUCCGAUGGGUCUCAGGGCAGUAGCUACAUCUGAUCAGAGUGUAGAGGUUUGGUGGGAGUCAGUGCCUUCUAGAGCUUCUAUUAUUAAUUAUAUAAUCUUUUACACAAUGACUGCUGUUGAAGACUUAGAUGAAUGGCAAAAUAAGACUGUACCUGUCACAGAAUCUGCUGAUCUGGUUAACUUAGAAAAAUAUGCCCAGUAUGCAAUUGCUGUUGCUGCAGUUACGAAAACUGGUCUCGGAAGACUUUCAGAGAAAGUGACGGUUAAAGUCAAGCCUGAGGAUGUCCCCCUCCAAUUACGGGCUCAUGAUGUGAGCACUCAUAGUAUGACACUUUCUUGGUCCCCACCUAUUCGUCUCAAUCCCAUCAACUACAAGAUUUCAUUUGACGCAGUUAAAGAAUUUGUGGACUCACAGGGUAUUACACAAGUCCAGGUAGUUACGAAGAGAAGUGCAGUUCUAGAGCCUAAUGCUAGGACACACACUAUUCAUGAGUUGUCUCCAUUUACCACUUACAAUGUAAACGUUUCUGCAAUACCUGGCGAUCACCGCUACAGACCCCCGGCUAGGAUUACUGUCACUACACAAAUGGCUGCUCCUCAGCCUAUGGUCAAACCAGACUUUUAUGGUGUCGUCAAUGGCGAAGAAAUUCAGGUUAUUCUACCACAAGCUUCUGAAGAAUAUGGUCCGAUUUCUCAUUACUUUUUAGUUGUAGUUCCAGAAGACAAGAAUACUAUGAAUAAGAACCCAGACCAGUUUUUAACUGAAGAUCUCAUUGCUAAUUCUGGAGGUAAAUCAGAAAGGGAAAGAGUUCCUUACAUAGCUGCCAAAUUUUUGCAAAGGAACAUUCCUUACACUUUCCAUCUUGGGAGUGGUGAUACCUACGAUGGAUUUGUAAAUAGGAAGUUGGAGAGAGGAGUGAAGUACAGGAUUUUUGUCAGAGCUGUUGUAGAUACUCCUCAGAAGCAUUUAUAUACAUCUAGUCCAUUUUCGGAACAACUGGCAUUGGAUAUGAGAGAAGUACCUCCUGGUGAUCCCCCACGCAGGCCUAACCCCAAUGUCCCUCCUGAGAUAUCUGAUGUGUCGGUGAAUAAAAGUAAAGAAGAGGCUGGUAUGGUCUGGGUGAUUGGGCCUAUUAUUGCUGCUCUCAUGCUGUCCAUAUGUUUAGUCCUCCUGUUUAUUAUUAAGAAAAGAAGGCAGCCGUGCAAAUCCCCCGACCAGACUGCUGUUACAAGACCACUAAUGUCUGGUAGUGAGUUGGUACCUCCUCCACAUCCCUCGGAUCCUGUGGAAAUGCGAAGGAUCAACUUCCAGACUCCUGGUAUGAUAUCUCACCCUCCAAUACCAAUCAGCGAGCUUUCUAAUCAUAUCGAUCGACUUAAGUCCAAUGACAAUCUCAAGUUCAGCCAGGAAUAUGAGAGUAUUGAGCCUGGCCAACAGUUUACAUGGGACCACAGUAACAUGGAAGUGAACAAACCCAAGAACCGUUACGCUAAUGUUAUAGCUUACGACCAUUCUCGAGUGGUGCUACAGCCCAUAGAAGGGAUACCUGGGUCAGACUACAUCAAUGCUAAUUAUUGUGAUGGAUAUAGGAAGCACAAUGCUUAUGUUGCAACUCAGGGACCUCUAAGUGAAACGUGUGGUGACUUCUGGAGAAUGUGUUGGGAGCUUAGAACAUCUACAAUAGUGAUGAUGACAAAACUUGAGGAGAGGACGAGAAUAAAGUGUGACCAAUAUUGGCCGACGAGAGGUACUGAGACCUAUGGAAUGAUCACUGUCAGCCUCACUGAUGUCCAAGAACUGGCUACGUACUGCAUCAGGACAUUCCAUAUCAAUAGGGGAGGUAGCUGUGAGAGAAGGGAAGUUCGCCAGCUCCAGUUCACCGCCUGGCCUGACCAUGGGGUUCCUGAUCAUCCUGCACCAUUCCUUCAGUUCCUCCGUAGGGUGAGAAAUUCAAAUCCUCAAGACGCAGGUCCAUUGGUUGUCCACUGCUCAGCUGGUGUUGGCAGGACUGGUUGCUUCAUUGUCAUUGAUUCAAUGAUAGAGAGAAUGAAGCAAGAGAAAUCGAUUGAUAUUUACGGCCAUGUAACAUGUCUCAGGGCUCAGAGGAACUACAUGGUUCAGACUGAGGAUCAGUAUAUAUUUAUCCAUGAUGCUCUGUUGGAGGCUGUGCAGUGUGGUAACACUGAAGUGCCCGCACGAAAUCUCCACACUCAUAUUCAAAAGCUUAUGCAGACUGAGCCUGGAGACUCUAUUACUGGAAUGGAACUUGAAUUUAAGAGGCUAUCCACAAUCAAGAGUGAUUCUUCACGUUUCUUGAGUGCUACUCUUCCAGUCAAUAAAGCCAAGAACAGAUUGGUUCAUAUCCUUCCCUUAGAAAGCACUAGAGUUUGUCUCCAACCUCUUAGGGGUGUGGAAGGGUCAGAUUACAUAAAUGCAUCUAUGAUAGAUGGCUACAGACAAAGAUGCGCAUAUAUUGCUACUCAAGGUCCUCUGCCAGAGACGACUGAAGAUUUGUGGAGGAUGCUUUGGGAGCAUAAUUCUACAAUAGUUGUAAUGUUGACAAAGCUCAAAGAAAUGGGAAGGGAAAAAUGUCACCAAUAUUGGCCUUCAGAGAGAUCAGUGAGGUAUCAGUGCUUUGUGGUUGACCCAAUAGCUGAGUACAACAUGCCUCAAUAUAUCUUGAGGGAGUUCAAAGUCACAGAUGCCAGGGACGGUUCCUCGAGGACACUUAGGCAGUUCCAAUUCAUUGAUUGGCCAGAACAAGGUGUUCCCAAGUCUGGAGAUGGAUUCAUCGAUUUCAUUGGACAAGUCCAUAAGACCAAGGAACAGUUUGGUCAGGAUGGUCCAAUUACAGUUCACUGCAGUGCUGGAGUUGGAAGAACAGGUGUCUUUAUCACACUUUCAAUAGUCCUUGAGAGAAUGCAGUAUGAAGGUGUUGUAGAUAUAUUCCAGACUGUUAGGAUUUUGAGGACACAGAGGCCUGCCAUGGUUCAGACUGAGGAUCAGUAUGAGUUCUGUUACCGAGCUGCUCUUGAAUACUUGGGCUCAUUCGAUCACUAUACUACCUAA